GCGUCUUCCUGUUCGAUGAGCGUUUUGGUCUAUGUUGUCUGUUCGUUCAAUUCAAUCUCCCUCAGUCUCAUCCAAUCCCUAAUUUUUCUGCUUCAGUUUCUUCCUUUCUUUCCCAAUUACCUGAAUUUUUUUUUUCCAAUUUUCUAUCUUUAGAACCUCAAAUUUAAACUUCCCCACUUCUCCAUUUCCCCUUUGGUUCUUCCUGUUUCUGUGAGAAUCCAAUUCCCCCCCCCCCCCCCCCUUUUCUUGCCCUUCUUAAAUCCCCUCUAGGUUUCUUCUUCCUCUCCUCCUCGGAUCAAUCGUCCCUCAUUUUCUUGUUCUUCACAAGGCGACAGAUCCCCGAAGCCUCUCCCAGGGUUCGUGUGGACUUUAAUUUCAAUUGCCUUUUUAGUUCUUUGGUAAAUUUUAUAUUUCUUGAUCCAUUUUGGGCGGAAAUGGGUCGCUAGCCUUUUUCAUUUUUAUUUUUAUUAUUAUCGCUACUAUUGUUUUUUUUUUCCUCUCUUGGAGGUUACGUUACUUCAUUGAUCGUCUUGUUUCUCUGCUUUCUGAUGGUCUUUGAAUCUAGAACUAUGGCUAUGUUGAUGUGAUUUCUUGUCCCUUUUGUUCUUUUGAGUUUUGAAGCCCUAGUUUUGGCCUUUUGAUUUAAUCCCUUCUUCAAAAUGUCGUCUACGGGUGUCAUUGCUCUUUGUCCGGCUCGCAAUGAGCAUUUAGUUUCUCAUAAACGUCUAAUUACUCCAUCUGCUUUGCAAUCUAACGAGUCGAUUUGGAUAUAUGUUUCUGUUUCGGGCUCGAUGAGUCCCAUGCCCAUCUUUGCGUCGGAAUCCAUUGAAUCUGUGAAGUUGAGGAUCCAAUCUUGCAAAGGAUUUGUGGUGAAGAAACAGAAGUUAGUUUGUGGAGGUCGAGAAUUGUCUCGGAAUAAUUCGUUAGUUCGCGAUUAUGGUGUUACGGAUGGAAAUGUGUUGCAUUUGGUGCUUAGAUUAUCAGAUCUUCAGGUCAUCAAUGUCAAGACUUAUUGUGGGAAAGAGUUUACCUUCCAUGUGGAGCGGGAUAGAGAUGUUGCGUAUGUAAAAGAGAAGAUUGCUACGAAGGUAAAGGAUUUUGUGGACGUUGUUGAUGAGCAUGAAGUAGUGUGUGAUGGAAAGCCACUAGAUGAUCAUAGCCUUGUAGACGAUAUUUGUAAUAGGCAGGAUGCAGUCAUACAUUUGUUUGUUCGGAAGUCUGCAAAAGUACGGGGCAAACCCGUUGAUAAGAACUUUGAGCUCUCUAUUGUGGCAUCAAAUUUCGAAGAACAGUGUAAAUCUGAGUUUUCUAGGGAAAAUAACCAGAAGGUAUACAAAGAGGAUAAGGAAGCUUAUAGGACAAAGUAUGAAUAUGACAAAGAAAUUGCACCAAGAAGGCCGUAUCCCAAUGGAGGUAGUGUUUUGGAGCCCAUUGUGGUUAACCCUAAGGUUGAAUUACCAAUACCCAUUUGGGAUAUGGUGAACUCUACUGUAGAUGGCUUAGACUGUGGGCAUUUUCCAGUUAGGUCUUUGGAGGGAACUGGUGGAGCAUAUCUUAUGUUAGACCGGUCAGGAAAGAAGUAUGUAUCUGUUUUUAAGCCAAUCGAUGAGGAGCCAAUGGCCUUAAACAAUCCACGGGGCCUUCCAUUGUCAUUAGACGGUGAAGGGUUAAAGAAAGGAACCAAAGUUGGAGAAGGAGCAUUUAGGGAAGUUGCAGCUUACCUAUUAGAUCAUCCAAUAAGUGGACGGCGUUCAAUGUUUGGUGACAAGAAUGGCUUUGCUGGCGUUCCUCCUACAGCAUUAGUGAAGUGCCUUCAUGAUGGGUUCAACCAUCCUAGUGAUAAGUCAGUUAAAAUUGGUUCCUUGCAGAUGUUCAUGGAAAAUAAUGGCAGUUGUGAGGAUUUUGGUGCUGGUGCUUUCUCUACCAAGGAGGUGCACAAAAUUUCUGUUUUGGAUAUUAGAUUGGCAAAUGCAGAUAGACAUGCUGGAAAUAUUCUAUUGGGAAAAGAAAGAGAAGGGGGUCAAACUGUGCUUAUUCCAAUCGAUCAUGGAUACUGCUUGCCAACAAGUUUUGAAGAUUGUACAUUUGACUGGCUCUAUUGGCCACAAUCCCAGCAACCAUAUGAUGCUGAGACAUUAGACUACAUAAAUUCACUGGAUGCGGAGGAAGACAUUGCCCUUCUCAAGUUCCAUGGAUGGGACCUGCCUCUGGAGUGUGCACGUACUCUUCGCAUUUCAACCAUGCUUUUGAAGAAAGGGGCAAAGAGAGGGCUCACGCCAUUCGACAUUGGUAGCUUUAUGUGUAGAGAAACCUUGACGAAGAAAUCAAUGAUCGAGGAGUGCGUGGAAGAAGCAAUGGAUUCUUUGGUUCCUGGUACAAGUGAAGCAACGUUCCUUGAAAGUGUAUAUGAAAUAAUGGAUCGCCGCCUCGAUCAGAUUGCUGCUUCAUUGUCCUGAUGGGGAAAGCUAAAGAUCAUUUUUAGUAACUAAUAAUAGUUGUAAUUAAUUAAUUAAAAUAUGUGGAUAAUGCACAUAUACGAUGAUGAUAUAUAUAAUAUAUAUGUUAAUGAAAUAUUAUUAUGAUCUCAUGUAACGAAAUGACAGAACUAUAUCUGUUCUGCUUCUUUGUUCUUUGUAAUAGCCGCUGAGAAAGGGUUCUCGUUGGCUUUUUCAAUGGCACUUCUUUGGAAUUGCUGUUCUUAUUUUAUGCUUGUAUUUGCCCUCCUAAGGGGUCUUUCUCCUUUGGAGUUUCAAUGGAAAUUUAAUAAAAUAUUUAUGAAUUUUUUAAUAA
Messenger RNA from Cucumis melo (muskmelon), 2790 nucleotides. RefSeq names its product phosphatidylinositol 4-kinase gamma 4. The transcript is spliced from 2 exons. NCBI's taxonomy places the organism in Eukaryota, Viridiplantae, Streptophyta, Magnoliopsida, Cucurbitales, Cucurbitaceae. Bases 660 to 2456 code for a protein of 598 amino acids. Gene Ontology annotation, molecular function: protein binding. The record is from RefSeq and is a predicted model, not a curated record.